AUGCCUUCAGAUUCCGAGGAUGAGCAUCUGGCCUCGGCUAAGAUCACCGCCAACAGAGUUGUUGAAAUACUGCAAGAGCAAGAUGAUGAAAGUUCAGUCUCACAGAAAGCACCGCUAGACAGAACAGACGACAUUGUUCCUGACUCUCAACUUGUGAUGUUGAAAGAAAAGCCUUUAUUGCCUGGUCUUUUAGAAAUCACCCAAAAAAAUAAAAAAUCCUUAUCCAAGAAGAAGUGCUGGGUUUCUGAUAGUCCUGCUUCAAGCUGUAGUACUCUGGAAAGACAAACUUCCUGUAUGAAAUACACCUUUCAGCAAGAUGAAAGAAUUAUUAAACAUCAAACAUUUUGCUCAAUAUUUGAUGAAAAAUCACCAGGUCAGGGUCAAUGCAACAAAACACAAACACUGGAGCAACAACAGCCAGAUAAAGCAGCAAAGCUAACACCAGCUGAAAACCAAACAAAAACUGCAACACAUAUUAAUGACAGUAUGAAAAGAAUAAAUCAUACCUUUGAUAGAAGAUUGCUUCCUUCAAGCUCAAAGAAUGAUUUUUCUAAAACUCAAGGACUAUCCUUGGACUCUACAGAAAAGAUGUCUUCAAUUUGCUCCAUUAGAAAGUUGGGCGUUUCUGGCAGAAAAUUCGAUGAGGUCUGCCAUAAUACUGGAUCAAAAGAGCAAAACAAUCCACAAAGAGGCGACUGUUCAAAGAGACAUAACAUGGAUUUGACUUGCAAAAGUCGACUAAGUGAUGAGCGGAAAUAUUCCAUAAGGAAGGAGAGUACGAUUACUGAAACAAUGAUCAGUGCAAUUGCUGCAAAAUAUACAAAUGAGAAAAAAAAAACUCUGAACAAAGGUCUAGAUCUCCUCAAUAGAUCCGAAUGUGAUGAAUCACAAUUUCUUGGUAAAAUGCAGAGAAAGAAAUUGAAAGAAGAGAAGGGAACUCCUAAGGAACACAAAGGAGGGUCCACCAAUAAGAGUUUAAACAGGAAGAUUGAAGAUAGCACAACUGAUGUUUACCGUUUUGUUGGUAGUUCAGAUGAACCCACGAUAACACUGGGGAUGAAAUACGAGCCAGUACUUCAACAAUACUGUGCAAAUAAAAGAGAAACAGUGAAGAAAAAAAUGAAAAAUGGCCUUACAGAGAAAGUAGAGCACAAGGCUUCAAGAUGUAGAAAGAAAAAAUACUUCUUCACUGAUACCGAUACAGAUGGCAAAACCGAUGUAAGUUGGCUACGAGAAUCUAACAGAAAGAUUAAACCCAAAUUAGUGGCUUACACCAGACAAAAGAAACAAAACUUAGCUGAAAGCUCAGGAAAAGGAAAAGUGGCAACACUGCAAAGGAAGCAUUAUGAGAAAAGAUCAAAGUCCACAAAGCGAAUUGAGGCAACCAAUUCAGUAAAAGUCCAGGAUGGAAGGAAGAAGAGAACCUGUCCACGGAGAUCAACAGCGGCACGACCAUGUUACAAAGAAGUUUCAGCAUCUGAGUUUGAUAACAGUGAAGAAUCUCUUAGUUUCUCUCCACAAAGUGAAAGGAACUUAACCACGGGUACAGAUGCUUCAAGAAGGAUAGAAGUGGAAGCAAAAGAGAAGGGGCUUGGCAUUUUUGAAAAGGGAAAACAUCAUGGCAGUACAUCGAGCGGAUAUUCCACUUGGAUCAUCUAUUGAGGCUAUCUGGGUGAAACUGAGAAAUAAGAAGGGGGUGAUCACUUUAAUAGGAUUGUACUAUAUGCCCCCAAUAGCCUGCAGGAAAUUGAGGAGCAAAUAUACAGGGAGACUGCAGAUAGCUGUAAAAAUAACAGGGUUGUAAUAGGGGAUUUUAACUUUCCAAACAUUGACUGGGAUUGCCAUAGACCAUUGUUAGAUCUCAUAUUUUCCAAUGAGAAUCUGAGUCUAGUCAUAGAUUCAGGUGCAAUUUCAUUUUGGUACAACUUAUUGCAGCUUCAGAACUUCUUCGCAGUAAGACAGGCAAAGACUUCAGAUUGUGUACAUUUGCACAACAACCCCCUCCCCUUAGAUACUAUUAGUCAACAAUGCUGGGAUGUUCCUAUGUACAUUGAUAU
Molecule: messenger RNA, 2057 nt
Organism: Chiloscyllium plagiosum (whitespotted bambooshark)
Lineage: Eukaryota; Metazoa; Chordata; Chondrichthyes; Orectolobiformes; Hemiscylliidae
Source: RefSeq, a predicted model, not a curated record